Symbiodinium sp. CCMP2592 is the source of this 681-nucleotide messenger RNA. NCBI's taxonomy places the organism in Eukaryota, Dinophyceae, Suessiales, Symbiodiniaceae. The record is from the annotation of a GenBank genome assembly.
AUGCACCGCUCAGACCCAGAAACCACAGCCCCAAAGGAGCAAGUGGCGGAGAAGAUCGGAAGUGGAAGCCAAGAGAAAGCCAGCUUCCCAGGCUUUUGGCCGCGACCAUUCUUCAAGCGAUGGAGGCAGCGCCGGCACUAUUAUAAUGCUGACAAGCCGUCCGGGGAAGAUGUCGGACCGUCCGGGGAAGAUGUCGGACCCUCCGGGGAAGAUGUCGGAUUGGCGUUUGUGGUUAUUUUCAUCGAGGUUUCCGACGGACCGGAUGCCUCGAACUUCCUGGACGAACCGGAAGAGAACGAGACCUUCGUCGCCGCUGUCGCAGCGUUGUUUGGUCCGAACUUGACGGAUUGUUGGGUGGAGUUUCGUGGCUAUAACAUGUCUGCUUUCGAUGACACGGAGUUCAGCGGUGAUGUGGCGCUGAAGCUUGCCCAGAUCAAGCAGGCAAGCAACGUGAAAGCUCCGACUUUCGAGGGCGACUUGCUUUUCGCAGAAAUCGAGUGCAAGCACCCGCUUUCCACAGGCGAGGCAUGGUUGGAGGGGAUUGAAAGCAAUCUGUCUCCUUUGGCAGCAAACUUCCGAGCCCUCGUGGCAGGCUUGGGCGUGACGGGGGUCGAAGAUGCCGGGAUCGUCUACGUUGAUUUUGAUGAAGAACUCGACGAAGAAGAUGAAGAAGAGGGGUAA